This is a messenger RNA of Sebastes umbrosus (honeycomb rockfish), 3357 nucleotides long. It is a transcript of the gene synj2bp, whose product is annotated as synaptojanin 2 binding protein. Gene Ontology annotation, molecular function: protein binding. The transcript is spliced from 5 exons. NCBI's taxonomy places the organism in Eukaryota, Metazoa, Chordata, Actinopteri, Perciformes, Sebastidae. The record is from RefSeq and is a predicted model, not a curated record. Bases 297 to 737 code for a protein of 146 amino acids.
UUGGAAAUACAACAGUGAGCAUUAAUUAAAGCUGCUCCAUGUAAACAAAAAAAAAUCACAGAUGCAUUGCAAUGUAUAACCCAGUGUGCAAUCUAGAAACAUGUAUAACAUGGAGAGCUGAGGUCGAACCUGCAGUUCCUCCUUCAGCCCAUCAGGAGGCAGCAACAACCACAGAGCUCCACAGACUGUAACCGAGGAAAGCAAAGUGAAACUCCUCAAUGAGUUAGUUCACCUUCACUGAAAUAGUUGGUCCCUUCUUCUCUCUCAAGACUUAACCGGUUUACUGUCUUGACAACAUGAAUGGCUCUCUGCACUCUCCACCCAACACGGUGGACAUUAAACUGAAGCGAGGCUCGGCAGGUUUGGGAUUCAAUAUAGUUGGGGGCGUGGACCAGCAGUAUGUGGUGAAUGACAAUGGCAUAUACGUGUCCAAAAUUAAAGAAGAUGGAGCUGCAGGUUUGGACGGAAGACUCCAAGAGGGGGACAAGAUCCUGGCGAUCAACGGGGUCAAGCUGGAGGACCUGACACAUCGAGAGACAGUGGAUCUGUUCAGGACAUCAGGGGAGGACGUGGAGCUGCUUAUUCUGAAAAAGUUGCCCCAUCAGGCGAACGGACCCACCGGCUCACAACCCGAUCACAAAUCGUCCGGGUCUCCUCUGGGAAUACUGGCUGUUUUGGCCGGAGCUGCAGCCAUCUUUGCAUUUUUCUACAUGCGGCACCUUAAGAAGCACUUUUAACGACGCCGGCAUUUGUCUGUAUAUUAUUUUUAAGACCUAAAACGUUGCUAAAGGCCAAAGAAAAGACAGAGGGAACAAACUCUAAACGGUAGACGUUAUUAUUUUUUUAUUAGUAGCUGUUGGUGUCACUGAUGAGUUCCUCCAUGUUCAUGUGUAUAAUGUGAUUAAUGGUAGCUUCUUGACACCCUUCCUAUGCAAAAAGGAUGUUCUCUUACCACAGAGAUUACUUUUACUAGAUAACUUUGUGAUUGUAAGGCGUAGAAGAAGGAUGUAUACAUGAUAUUCCUGCUGCUGGGCUGAGCUGGGCUGAGCUCAGGCAGAAACAAACAGCUGCCCGUACACAGAUGUUGUAUGCAGAAUACUAUUAAAUGCUCGGGUCAAGUCAGACUGGCCUCAAGCUUCAGGGUCCAAACUGAAAGACAGUGUUGUGUUCAGUCUCUCGUAGGCCUCUCUGUAGCUCCAUCCCUGAAUGGUAGACCUGUCUGAGAGGAACUCGCUGCACUUUCAGUUCGUCAGUGUUUAAAAAUUAAUGCGACUGGGUUUGAUUUUCAUUUUCACUGUUGCACAGAAUCACGGGAGGAGUGGCGUCCUGCUGCGCUGAAAAAGCCUGCAGUUAAUGUGAUAAAUUAUAAUGGACUUUCAGAGUGCCUUUUUCUGUCUAUUAAGUAAUGUUGGUGUUUGGUUCUUGUCGCUCCUUAUCGUGAUCAAAAUGAAAAUCAACCCGCUACAUCCAUUAAUACAUUAAAUUAAAGGAUGUUGCUGGCGAUAAUCUCUAUUUUCUUAUUGUCAACAAAUCCCAUUAAAAAGCCCCAAACCAUCAGUGAGUUAUAACGUCUCUGGCAUAGACUCUACAAAAUAUGGAGGUAGUCUUUCUUUAGAGCGGUUGUGAAGCUCAAAGUGGGUGUCUACGGGUCGUCGCCAUCUUGGCAGUGAAGACACAGCUGAUGGUUAAAGAGGUCGAUCGUCCUGGUGACGCAGCAGAGCAGGCAGCUAGCGACCUAGUACGGCAACCACCUGUCACUCAAAGCGGCCACGCUCUCAAUAAUUCCGAACUUUAAGCCUUAAUAUGAAUUACGUUUUUUCGUACCAGGCUGUGUUUAUUUCAGCUCUAUGGGGUCUAUGGGGAUUGACUCGCUUUUGGAGCCAGCCUCAAGUGGCCAUUUGAGGAACUACGGUCUUUGUCACUUCCGCGUCGGCUUCAUUUCUCAGCACCGGAGAUUGCCGCUUGAUCAUUCAAUACCUUCCGCCUUCCUCAGCCUGUUUGUUGCACGCAUCCACAAACCUAUUUGCUCAACAUGAAAUAAAUCUUUAAAGACACGUCACAAAUGUAAAGUUUAAUUUUCAAAAAUGGCUCUCUAGGUUCUUUAGACAGCUGGGCACUGUGGUUUUUUAGCAAAUGUUUCUCAAACUGGAGGAAAUUGUGCAUUUGUCAGGGACUAUUUUGAGCUACGGAUUAAUACACAUUUGGUGCUCUAGUGAGUAUUUACAGCAGCAGGACGGCGUAUAUGUGACUGACUCAAAAUAAUCUGCAGUGCCAGUGUUCAUCGUAAUGAAAGAACAUGUCACCCAGUGCUAGGGGUGCAUCGAUCCGCCUUUUUCAGUUCUGAUACGGAUACCUGGGCUUUGGGUAUCGGCCGAUACCGAGUACAGAUACGAUACCAGUGUUUAAUUAAUAGUCUGUAUGCCUCACUAUGUGGAAGUGACUGGGAUCAUUCUUUUAUGUGUAAGGCAACAUCAGGCGUGACUUAAACAUUGCUUUCUUAACUUCGUAAAACAAAAUAUAACAAAUAAAUGAAUAGAUAUAAAUGUACUUAAUUGUUAUUUAUUAAAAUAAUGGUCUACCUCAUCUCUACCCAGUGCAACAUGCGUUUUUAAUAUUUUUUUUGGACAACAAUGGAGCUCUAUGGCACAGAGGAAUAAGAUGUAUCAGACAAUACUUGUUAGUAAAAAUCAAUUCACUGCUGGUUUUGGUCUUUUAAUGGGAUUUGUUGACAGUAACAAAAAUAUAGAUUAUCACCAGACGUAUCCUUUAGAGUAAAACACACCAAGUAGUACAAUAUCACCAAGUAGUUUCACUUUGAAGGGUUUAUUAUAAAGUGUCAUACGGUCACUCAGGGUGAACCAUUAAAUCUAUACCUUAGAAACAAAUCAUUCCUUAAAUGUAUAUAUAUCAUGUGGUCAGCAGCUCAUUUCUCACAGCCAUUUCAAACAGUUUCCAUUGAGGCCAGUGCUUAUAAUCACAUCACACUUCUGCUAUAAGUGAUUUAUUGAUGUGAAGGAUCAACAGCUUAAUACUGAAAAGCGGUUUGAGCCAGUUCAAUGUAAAGGAGAAGUUAUUUUUUAAUGAAAUUAGUUGCCAUCAACAACUUUCAAUGUUUUUUUUUGCACUAGACACAAUCAUGGAACUCCUCCGGUUACUUCCAUAGAACAGAUGAAUAAGUGAAUUGUGUGUGCUGGGUGUAUUUGUCCACAUUUGUCAGUCUGCAGCGCAUCGACCAUGCAAUUAUCUCUGACUGUAUGUGGCUCCUGUUGUCUGUAAAUACAUUACAUGAGUGGGAUUGUGAAUAUGUGCAGUAUGCCAGAAAAACAGAUCAGAAGCACUAAUAAAUUAUGCAAAAUA